UAAGACGCAUGAAAAAGAAAAGACUCGCGUUUUACAGCAAGUACUAGAAACUUCAGAACCAGCCAGCUUUUUCAGUUCAUUUUGCAAUUGCACCACCGCCACCACUACAUUCCAUCUCUUUCGGUCAAAUAGGCAAAUUCUAAAGGAAAUAGACCCACCCAACCGAACUCAUUCAAAUCUCCCUUCUCUCUAUUUAGUCAUCAACCUCAGGGCAUUCAAUUCCUGUCAUGCAAGAUUCAAACUCUCACCAAAUCUUCUCUUACAUUUCAACCCUUUCUGUUUCUUGUUCCUAAGACUUCCAGUUGAGAGGAAGAAUAUGGAGGGUGAUAACAGAAUAGUUGAAGUUGAAGUUGAAGCAGCCACCCGAAUUCACAAGUCUUAUCAGUUCAUGAAGAAGACGCUUCAGUUUCUAGUCCUAGUUUCCUUCUUUUCUUGCUUGUACUCCUACUUCUCAGGUUUCCCGUUCUUCUUCUCCUACAAUCUUCAGUUUUCGACUUUGGUUUUCCCAUUGCUUGCUCAGGCUCUGGAUAGGAAGUACAUGUUCCUCAUUUGUAAUGGGAUCCUCGCGGUUCUUGCCAAGAACUUGAGACUUAGCUCCUCCAGUUUGAACAUGAAGAGCGCUGAAGAUAGUGUGAAGGAAAUCACUCAACUGCCUCUUCCUAUUAAAGAAGAGACAACAGUUGAAGAAAAUGUAGCAUCCAUGGAAUGUGCUGCUACUCGACAUCAUGUCGCGGUUGCUGAUGAAAAACAAUCGGAGCAAGAACAUGAAUACCAUUAUGGAGAUUUCCGUAAAGAUGGCAUUAUUUUAGAGAGUGAAGGGUGGGAAGAAGAAGAAGAGGACGAAGAUGGACUUGAAGAAAGUAGAGUUGCGGAGGGUACAUCAGCGACGGAACAGGUAAUUGAUGCUAGUGUGAGCACGGAAGAGUUGAACAAGAAGUUUGAAGAGUUUAUCAGGAAGAUGAAGGAAGAAAUUAGGGUUGAAGCCCAGCAACAACUCAUUACAGUGUAAAACCAGAGGACAUAAAUAUGUCUCCAAGAGUUCAUGUCUUGUUUUUGGGCAUUAAAGAACUCUGUCCUCCCUGUGCAUGUGCAUCCAUAAGAAAAUUCAGCUACCUGUACAAUAUAAUCUGUUACCCUUUCUAGUUAAUUAAUAAUGCUUUUUCUUUCUGCUUGAAUUCUUGAGUUUGCACUGCUU
Sesamum indicum (sesame) is the source of this 1195-nucleotide messenger RNA. RefSeq lists its product as uncharacterized. Lineage: Eukaryota; Viridiplantae; Streptophyta; Magnoliopsida; Lamiales; Pedaliaceae. The record is from RefSeq and is a predicted model, not a curated record.